Molecule: messenger RNA, 1322 nt
Organism: Pimephales promelas (fathead minnow)
Lineage: Eukaryota; Metazoa; Chordata; Actinopteri; Cypriniformes; Leuciscidae
Source: RefSeq, a predicted model, not a curated record
AUGGGGGUUAUGUGCCUCGUACGGAGAUCCAGAUUAGUGGUGUCCAUGAUUCUGGUUGUUGUACUCUGUGGUGUGUAUGCAUCAGACGCACAGCCAAUUGGAAAAGUUUAUCCGCGCGGAAAUCACUGGGCUGUUGGGCACUUAAUGGGCAAGAAAAGCACAGAUGAGCAGGUCAGACCAGAGGAAUCAGAAUUUAUGACGACCCCAGACCAGGAUCUGCAGCUGGAAAGAUUCAACAAACAUCUGUAUGCGCUCAUGACGGGACGGACAGGAGCGGAGAGAAUGCAGGACGGCACAGAGGGGAUCGAUGCUUCGAAACUUCUCCAGCGCAUGCUGACCAAAAGACGUCAGUGGGAGGAAGAUCACGAGAGAGACAGACAAGUCAAACUGCUUGAGGACUUCUUGUUAAAGGCUUUGAGAAUUCAGGAUGACAUCCAAAGCUGAGGACAAACUGGACGAAAGACUGUGGUUUGAAGUUCACUUGUCAACUAACUCAAAUACAAAUCACUUUAUUCCUCAACAUAUAAAUAAGCAUGUUAUAUUUUUGUAUGUCACUAUCUCAAGGAAAAUACACAUAAACUGAGUGUCAUUCUGUAUAUUUGAAGCUAUUAUUUUAUAAACGAAUUCAUUUUCUUGGUAACUGACACCAUAUAGUAAGCAUUGUAGUCAUAUCAGCUGAAUAAUAUAUAAUAAAUUUGAACUUGUUGGGCUAUCUGCGGUUUAUAAAAAUCACAGUGCUACUUAUAAUACAUUGCUUUCCAUGCAUUAUGAUUAAACAGUGAAUGUACUAAGCUUGAAUGCGCUAGUAGUGUCACAGAAGAGUAAAAAAACCCUGAAUUUCUCAUUUUGAAAGUAGAUGUAUUAUUGGUUUUGAUUGAUCUAUUGAGGUGGCAGGCCAUAAAUCGCUUAUUAAGCAUUCACUUAACAAAGGCAGACGGGUGACAUGAAAGCUCUUCACCGCACACUAAUGACCAUCUGAAUAAGUCAAUCACAACCUCUGCAUUGUCUGUGAGAACUGGCAGGAAAUUGUUGAUGGUCUGUCUGUGCGCAAUAAUGGCUUCAAUUAUUCACACCGGUGUUUCUUACAAUGAAAAAUGUCAAUUAGAGACACUUUCAUUUGGUUAAGUUCAUUUACUUCACUGGGAUGUGUGCUUUUCUCAUUUGUCACAGAUGAACGCCACUAAUAGAAAUUCAGCAUCAAUCAGAAUCUAAUGCAUCAUUGAUAAAGUUACUGGAAAAAUGUCAAAGAUUUGGUGAUGAUAGUCUUGAUGUGUGUUAAUGCAGAUGUAUGGGUUUGGUACAGGUGUCUUGAAUACAUUAAU